AUGCCUCGGUAUUUGCUCGCUUCCACCAGUGGAGCAGAAUCAGCGUUGGUCUUGAUGAAUUGGGAAGGAGAGAAAACGCUUUGCAAAUGCAAGUUGCCCGGGCAAGUGGAUCGUGUGAGUUUUCCCUCCCAACCUGAGAGCCUGCAGGCCACGGCCUCUGGGCCCAACAUGUUGCGGCUCAUGCAGAUCCGGCAGGCCAAAAAUGAAGUUUCAUUAAGGAUGAUGCCUGCAUUCAGCAAAUUGCCAGAAGAGAAGAUUGUGGAUCAUACAUGGCUGGAAGGCAACCGGCUGGUUGUGAUUCAGGAGGCUCAGGUUCAUAUCAUAAGUGCGGAGGAGCUUCAGGUGGUGAGAACCAUCGAGGCCCCUUUUGGUGAUGCAGAUUUGGACGAGGUCAUGCCCUUAUGCAUUCGUGCCUUCACGGGCGGCUUUCUGCUUGGUGGCUCACUUGGCUACGUCGCUGUUUGGGAGACAGAUGAUGCGGAAGGGGAAUCCAUGAGGAGUGUGGAGGAAGAGUAUCAUCUCUCUACUGCUGCGAAGGUGCGACCGGAAGCUGACGGAGUGUGCACCUUGGACAUCACAGUGGGUGAAGAGCAGUUGCUAUUGGGCUUUGGCAAUGCAGACAUGGGCCUGGUAACAAUGGCAUCUCUUUACAACGCAGAGGAGCCAAUCUCAUGCCAUGUCAUGGGCAAUCAUUCUGCUGCAAUCACAGCUAUGGACAUGGCCGUGCAUCGGACCUUGAUCAUUACUGCUUGCAAGGGCGACAGCUCCCUGAGAGUCUGGAACUACACUGCCCGCACUUGUGAGAUUUGCAUGAAGUUUGAUGAUGCACCUUGUGCUGUGGCGAUUCACCCCUUUGGAUACUAUGCGGCCGUGGGCUUUGGUGAUCGACUACGAUUAUAUCACAUUUUGGUGAAGGACUUGAAGCUUCACAGUGAAAUCGUCAUGCGCUCCAUUCAUCUCGUCAAGUUUAGCUUUGGAGGGCACCUUUUGGCCGUGUGCCAAGGGAAGGUGAUACAUCUUUUUAGCGUGCGGACCUUGACAAAGGCGACAACUUUUCAGGGCCACAGUCGAGAUGUAACCAGCAUCAGCUUCGAUCCGGAGGACCGCUCACUUUGGAGCACUGGCGAUGAUGGCAAGCUCAUCAUUUGGAAUCUCAACACCUUUGAGAUCGAGGCAACCAGAACUGAGCCUGCAUCAAAAUGGUUUGCUAUUUGCAGCAUUGCGCAGGACCAAGCCACUUGUAGUUUGCACCGGAAUGGAAAGCAGCUGCUGCAGCGCUUUUCACAAUAUGAUGUGGAGUUUGAGACGGAGCUGCACUGCCCGCAGGUCACGACUCUGAGCCAUUUCUCUGGCAGCAAUGCUUUCUUGGCUGGUACCCAGAAGGGUUCAUUGCAGGUUUAUAUGUCCCUCCACAGUGGGAGUCAGCCCAAGAGCUACGAGCUCCCUUUGCACAGCCUCGCCUGCAAUGCCUUGUGUAUCUCAGUCGAUGGCCGCUCGCUGGUCACUGCCGGAGAGGAUGGCGUGCUCUUCAUUCUUAGUGUUCAGGGUCUUGCCUCUCAUGAUGAGCUUGCAGUGCUACCAUUGGCUUUGCAUGUCACAGACAUGGAUAAGUUCUCGCCAGAGGCUCAAAGCAUUUUGGCCUCCAAGGAGGAGAUCUUGAAACUGGAGCAUCGCUGCGAAGCAUUGAUGGGCGAGUGCAGAGGCAUGAAGGAGAGGCUAGAGCGAGAAGCAUCACUGCACGAGGAGCAGUGUGCGGCUAAAGUGGCCCAGGCACAGGAGAAAGAUCAAGCUGAGAUUAAGGAGCUUCAGCGCCGCUAUGCGGCUUUAGAAGAAGCCUGUGCAGCCAAAGAGCGUGAGAGCCAAGGCUUGAUGAAGGCGAUGGAGACCAGGCACAACGAAGCCACAGACCAGCUGUCCAAGCUCUAUCAGCGCAAACUAAGCCAUGAGUCGGACCGCUUGUUGGAUUUGCAGAUUCAGAAAGAGAAACUUCAAGAGCAAAUGCUGAAGGAGAAGGAAGAAUGUGAGGAGCAAUUGAAGCAAUCAGCCAUUGCCGCCAAAGAAGAAGAGAAGCGUUUGCUGGUGGAGCGGGACCUGGAGAUAAAGAAACAUCAGGAUUUGCUGGCAUUUGUGCAGCAUCGCUUCGAAGUUGUAAGAGAAAAGCGUGGCGAGGACCACGACCAAGACGUCAUGCGUCUAAAGCAUGCCGGUUGGGAAGCCUUGGAACAGCAGAAGAAGGUGGAGGAGGAUUUGCGACGGGAACAGGAGACUUUGCUCCGAGGUCUCGAAAUGCAAGAGAAGGACCGGGAAGCUGUCGAGGAAAAGCAGCAGGAAGCAGCCUCCACCCUGAAAGGCUUGAGGGAACAGGCUGAAGAGCUGAAGCGGACACUUCAGAGCCUUCAGGGGGAACGCGACGAUCGUGCUGCCACCUUGGCAGAAAAGGAACGACGCAUCGAAACCUACAAGUCCAAGGAGCGAACCUUGAAGAGGUUCAAGCUGUUGUUGGACAAGAAGCUUGGGGAGGUGGUUGAAUCAGUGCAGCCCAAGGAUUCACUGAUUCAGAAGCUCAACCAGGAUCUCUCAGACUUGGAGGCUGAGUUUGAGCGACAGCUCACUGAGCAGCGUGCCCUAGAAGAGAAGAUCGACCAACGGCGCCAGCAUGCGGGCAUCCUCACACAGGAAUCAAAGAGUCUCAAAGAUCAAUUGGCCGAGCUUGACAGCCACAUUUAUCGCUUCAGGAGUGAUGUGCACACACUGGUCACUCAGAAGGAUUUGAAGGAAUGGCCGAAGGAGAUCCGGCGGCUCUACCACACUCAUGUUGACGAAGAGGUCCGCGUUCACCAGCGACUGCCAAUGGAGGAGAUGAUGCGGCAGAUGAGAGUGGUGGAGAGGCGAGUGGCAGGUUUGGCGGCGAAAAGUGAUCAGAUCAAGGCUAUGGGAAAGAUGGACGUGCAGAGGAAAGCCCAUGAAAAUGCCACUUUGGUGCAUGAGCUCAACGAGUUGAGGGUUCUCAAGUGUUCGCUGGUGAGGGAAGUGAAGGCGCUCACUACGAAGCUCAAAGAAAUUGAAGGCAAGAAAGAGGCCGAUGGGAAGGGCACUUCCGAAAGGUCAGACAAAAUACUAUAA
Molecule: messenger RNA, 3123 nt
Organism: Durusdinium trenchii
Lineage: Eukaryota; Dinophyceae; Suessiales; Symbiodiniaceae
Source: the annotation of a GenBank genome assembly